AUGGAUAAUAUUCACACAGCUCUUAAACUCAUCACAAGAGAUUGUUGGAUGGCCUCACUGGACUUGAAAGAUGCGUACUAUAGUGUACCUAUCCAUCCUGCUUCUCAAAAGUUUUUAAAAUUUUCGUACAAAGGUACUUUACUUAAAUUCACUGUUUUCCCGAAUGGCCUCUCAUCCUGCCCAAGAAACUUUACAAAACUCUUUAAACCAGUUUUAGCUACCCUAUGUGUGAAAGGUCACAUUAUCAUCAUUUACAUUGAUGACUUAUUCUUGGUUGGUCAUUCAUAUGAACAGUGUGUAAAUACUGUCAUUGAAACACUAAUUCUACUAGAAAAAUUGGGGUUUGUCAUUCACUCUUCGAAAUCGGUGUUUAUUCCUUGUCAAGAAAUAACCUUUCUUGGCUUUUUGCUAAAUUCUCAUGAAAUGACUAUCCGCCUUACCGAGGAAAAGAUAGCCAAACUAACUGUUCUUAUUACAAACAUUCUGUCAUCUGCAAAUAGAAUUAAAAUCAGAAUGGUUGUCCAGGUCAUUGGCCAUAUGGUAGCCAGUUUUCCAGCAGUUGAAUUUGGCCCGUUAUAUUACCGUAGUCUUGAAAAAGAUAAAAGCACAGCCUUAUCGGCGCAUAAGGGUAAUUUUGAGGCCUCCAUGACCAUUUCCCACCAAGGGAAGGCUGAAUUAAAUUGGUGGUUAAAAAACCUAAAGAAUUCUCACAAAAACUUUCUUCUAACCCCAAUUGACAUGGUGCUUUACUCAGGUUGGGGUGCAGCCCUGGGGGAACAAUCCACAGGUGGAAACUGGUGCCAACAGGAGACUGAACUCCAUAUAAAUGUACUUGAAAUGAAAGCAGCUUAUUUUGCCCUAAAAUCAUUUGUCUCAAAACUAACAGGCAAACACGUUAAACUUAUGCUGGACAACAGUACUGCAGUGUUUGUAAUUACUAACAUGGGCACUAGCCACAAUGAGGUGCUGAAUAGAAUUGCCGUUGAAAUUUGGGAAUUUUGCAUGACUAACAAAUUGAAACUUACCGUAGCUCAUUUACCUGGGUCAGAUAACAUCAUUGCCGACAAAGAAUUUCGCCAUAUUUAUCGUGAAGCUGAAUGGAUGUUAAAUCCAUGUCACCUCCAAACAGCAAUAAAAAGAUUUGCCUUUAAACCAGAAAUUGAUUUAUUUGCAUCCCGCAUAAACAAACAGUUCCCCAAGUACUGCUCAUAUCGGCCUGACCCAGAAGCAAUGCACAUUGACGCUUUCUCUAUUUCUUGGAGCACGCUAAAUUUCUACUGUUUUCCCCCAUUUAGCUGCAUUUUGCAAACAGUUCAAAAGAUUAUACAGGAAAAAGCCACAGGCAUCCUGGUAAUCCCAAACUGGCCAACACAACCCUGGUACCCUCUCAUUGCACCCCUUCUAAUGCAACCUCCUCAGGUCUGCCCACCAUCGCAGACACUCCUUCAACUUCCAGCUGCUCCAGCAGAGUCACAUCCACUUGCCAAAAAGUUAGAACUGAAAAUAUGUCUUGUAUCAGGCAACAACUCACCACAAUAG
This is a messenger RNA of Paramuricea clavata, 1539 nucleotides long. The record is from the annotation of a GenBank genome assembly. NCBI's taxonomy places the organism in Eukaryota, Metazoa, Cnidaria, Anthozoa, Malacalcyonacea, Plexauridae.